UUCCUCGAGAUUGGAUAGAGGGAAAAUAAAGAUAUCUUAUCUUAGCACAGGAAAAAGACCAAUCUCUUACUUUGCUUUCUCUCUGCUUACCUCCAUUCAAACACAUUGUAAAGAUGAAUGUGGAGAGGCUCACGAAAAUGGCUGGUGCGGUCCGCACCGGUGGGAAGGGUAGCAUGAGGAGAAAGAAGAAGGCAAUCCACAAGACAACAACGACCGACGACAAAAGGUUGCAGAGCACCCUCAAGAGAAUAGGAGUGAACGCUAUUCCUGCAAUUGAGGAAGUUAACAUAUUCAAGGAUGAUGUUGUUAUCCAAUUUCUGAAUCCAAAAGUUCAGGCUUCUGUUGCUGCCAACACCUGGGUUGUUAGUGGCUCCCCUCAGACAAAGAAAUUGCAGGAUAUUCUUCCCGGAAUCAUAAACCAAUUAGGGCCGGAUAACUUGGACAACUUGAGGAAACUGGCAGAGCAAUUCCAGAAGCAAGGACCAGCUGCUACUGAUACUGGUGCAGCCAUUGCUGAAGAAGAGGAUGACGAGGAGGUACCGGAUCUCAUACCUGGUGAGACCUUUGAAGCUGCAGCAGCAGGAGGCCAAGGUGCUAAAUAGUGUUUUUAGGGUUCAUUUAAUUAUUAUGUGUUUUUGAUGAAUUACAAUUGUUUCUUUUUCACAUUUACCUUUUUUGUUGUUUUUGGUGUUCUGUGUCUUGCACUCUAAUAAUAGUUUGGCUCAGAGUAAGCCUUUCUUCUUCUUUUUCCUGGAAUUCCUA
Molecule: messenger RNA, 762 nt
Organism: Hibiscus syriacus
Lineage: Eukaryota; Viridiplantae; Streptophyta; Magnoliopsida; Malvales; Malvaceae
Product: nascent polypeptide-associated complex subunit beta-like
Exons: 6
Coding region: 114-602 (162 amino acids)
Cellular component (GO): cytosol; nascent polypeptide-associated complex
Source: RefSeq, a predicted model, not a curated record